Toxotes jaculatrix (banded archerfish) is the source of this 5148-nucleotide messenger RNA. It is a transcript of the gene rims1b, whose product is annotated as regulating synaptic membrane exocytosis 1b. The record is from RefSeq and is a predicted model, not a curated record. Gene Ontology annotation, molecular function: transmembrane transporter binding; small GTPase binding. Lineage: Eukaryota; Metazoa; Chordata; Actinopteri; Toxotidae. Gene Ontology annotation, biological process: intracellular protein transport; regulation of membrane potential; calcium ion-regulated exocytosis of neurotransmitter. Bases 1 to 5070 code for a protein of 1689 amino acids. The transcript is spliced from 36 exons. Gene Ontology annotation, cellular component: cytoskeleton of presynaptic active zone; presynaptic membrane.
AUGUCCGCCUCGGUGGGGCCCCAGGGCGGCCCUCGCCCACCCACCGUGCCACCAUCCAUGCCGGAUCUGCCGGACCUCAGCCACCUCACCGAGGAGGAGAGGAAGAUCAUCAUGGCAGUGAUGGCUCGGCAAAAGGAGGAAGAGGAGAAAGAACAAGCCAUGCUAAAAACACUGCACCAGCAGUUUGAGAGCUACAAACAGGAGGUGCGUCGCAUCGGGGCGGAGACACGGCGUCAGCAGACCCAGCAGAAGGACGACGCGCCCACCUGCGGUAUCUGCCGCAAGACCAAGUUUGCCGACGGCUGCGGCCACCUCUGCUCCUACUGCCAGACCAAAUUCUGUGCUCGCUGUGGGGGACGGGUCUCUCUGCGCUCCAACAAUGAGGACAAAGUGUGUCUCAUAGUGAAGGACAGGGUAAUGUGGGUAUGCAACCUGUGCCGUAAGCAGCAGGAGAUUCUCACCAAAUCAGGAGAAUGGUUUUCGGGGUCAGGGGUGCGGCCUGGGAGCCUGGGCACCUCCUUGAACGACCCAGCCACGGGAGGUGAGGCCCAACGGGACAGGAAGCUACUUCGCUCCAGGUCCCAAGCCCCGCCCUCCGGCACCAACAUCAACGCAGGACCAGACGGGACACAGCCGCCCGCUGGUAUCACUGCUGCUAAGGGUGCUGAAACCAUGCCUGGAUCGCGCUCCCAAAGUGAACCACCUAGAGAAAAGAAACGGCCAGUUUCCCUCCAUGAACAAAAUGGUAAGGGAGGCAUGGGGCGUGGUAGUGGCCGGAGACCUGCUGGGAAGUUGCCGUCUCAGUCAUCGCUGGAUGAGCGAGUGGGACCUGGGGACAGAGGAGAAAGACGGUUGGGAGAUGGACGGAGGCUGGAGAAGAUCCAUUCUCAGGACUAUGAGGAUGGGGACGAGAACUUGGUUUGUUCAGAAACACACAGGAGACGCCCAGAGGAUGAGGAGCAGAGGGAACGGCAGCGCCGCGAGGAGGAGUUCCAGAAUCGUUACCGUAGUGACCCCAACCUGGCUCGAUACCCAGUAAAACCACAGAAGGAGGAGCAGGAGAUGCGCAUGCAUGCUAAGGUGUCCAAGGUGCGUCACGAACGACGACACAGUGAUCUUGCGAUAAAUGAGGUUGGACUGGGACCUGGUGAAGGAGGAGGUGGAGGAGGCAAUGCAGGUGAGGUGCCUGAAAACCGCCUGGCCAGGAGGGGCGGAGGUGGGGAGGGAGACCGCACGGCCCUCCUUGAGAACCACCGAGCCUACUCUGUGGAUAGGACCGUGGGGGUUGGAGGGGGGCCUCCACCUGCUGGAGGUGGAUUGAGAUCAGGACCCCAACUUGGGGGACCAGUGCCUCCAGACUGGGGUCCGAACAAGGGCCGCCUAGAACCUGGUACAACACGGACACCAAGGGACAAAGGUGGGGAUAACCUGCUGAGGAAGGACUCCCAGAGCUCGGACCAGUCGGAGUCUUUGCGGCCGCCCCCUCCACGGUCAUACAAGAGCAAGCGCGGAGUCAACAAGAGGCAGAUGUCCAUCAGCAGCUCAGAGGAGGAGGGCGGCUCCACGCCCGAGUACACCAGCUGUGAGGACGUGGACAUGGAAAGCGUCAGCGAGAAAGGUGACUGGGACUGUCAUCCUCUCGAUCCCACAGUGUGGCAUCAUCCAGUUACAUGGCAGCCAUCUAAAGAAGGUGACCACCUGAUCGGACGCAUCACGCUAAGCAAGCGGUCGGCCAUGCCCCGUGAGGCUGGUUCCCUCCUCGGCCUGAAAGUGGUAGGAGGGAAGAUGACAGAGACAGGGAGACUUGGGGCCUUCAUCACCAAAGUAAAGAAAGGCAGCCUGGCAGAUGUCGUGGGACACCUACGAGCAGGUGACGAAGUGCUACAGUGGAAUGGGAAGUCGUUGCCAGGAGCAACCAAGAAAGAGGUGUACAACAUUAUCCUUGAAUCCAAGGCUGAACCUCAAGUGGAAAUAGUUGUUUCAAGACCUAUUGGCUCUAUCCACCGAAUUAUGUCCAAAAACUUCUUGAGAAAAGUGUAUAGAGCAUAUCAAGACAUCCCAAGAAUCCCAGAGUCAUCCCACCCUCCUCUAGAAUCAACAGGCUCCAGCUCCUUUGAGUCUCAAAAGAUGGACCGCCCCUCUAUAUCAGUGAUGUCCCCUACCAGCCCUGGGACCCUCCGAGAUCUUCCUCUGGUGCUGCCUGGCCAGCUCUCUGUGAAGCUGUGGUACGACAAAGUGGGCCAUCAGUUGAUCGUCAACGUCCUUCAAGCCAUAGACCUGCCAACUCGACCCGACGGACGACCUCGAAACCCUUACGUCAAAAUGUACUUCCUGCCUGACAGGAGUGAUAAGAGUAAACGAAGGACUAAAACAGUGAAGAAGAGCGCUGAGCCCAAGUGGAACCAGACCUUCAUAUAUUCCCACGUUCACCGGCGGGACUUCAGAGAACGCAUGCUAGAGAUCACUGUCUGGGACCAGCCCAGAGUGCAGGAGGAGGAGAGUGAAUUCCUGGGCGAGAUCCUGAUAGAGUUGGAGACGGCCUUGCUGGAUGACAUUCCUCACUGGUAUAAGCUCCAGACUCACGACGUGUCCUCCAUACCUCUGCCCCAGCCGUCUCCUUACCUCCCACGCAGACAUGUCCAUGGAGACAGCCCCAGCAAGAAACUACAGAGGUCUCAUCGCAUCAUUGAUACAGAGUUUGAUGAUGGUUUGAUGGUAGAGACUAAAGGUGCAGAGCGUAACUCCAGGGAGAGAGAGCGGGGCAGUACGUUGGCCGUGCCUGAGCAGCAGCGGCCUGUCCAGCACCGCUCCCGCUCGGUGUCUCCUCACAGAGAGGACUCCUGCAGGGCCCGGUCACGGCCCGCACAUGUGCCCAUGCAAAGGAGUCUGGAUGAGAUCCAUCAGAACCGCCACCACUCCCACUCCCCCUCCUGCUACUACGACUCCCCCUUGGAGCACCAGCGUUCCGGUGACUCGGACUAUGAGUACUCUGAGGACAGUGAGGUCCUGGAGAUGCACAGGUCUAUCCGGGGCGGGAGUGCCGAGUGCCUGCACACAAACAGGGGCGUAGGUAGAUACAGCAACACACUCCCCCCCAAAAUGCCCCUGUUAGUAAAUGGUAUCCAUAAAGACAUUUACAGCUCCACCCUCCCUGCAUGCCUAAAGAGCAAGCCGCCCCACAGACAGGAGGCGCUUAGCACCAUGCCUCGUAGCAUCCUCACACACCGUGUACUCAGGUUUACUGAUGAGGUCACGGUUAGUGACCUGCAGCCGUCGUUGGACAGAGUGAGGAGUGCCAGCACCACUUGUCUGAGACCAGACACCAACUUUCACUCCCCUGACAGAGACAGGUCCUCCAACUCUUUGCCCCGCAAGACUCCCCCAAGUCCCAGGAUCUUAGUAGAACAUGUGGCCCCUGAGGAAGACAGGCAGUGUAGCAAUUCAUCAAGUCCAAACUGUCUCAGGGGCAGCAAAAAAAGCCUGGAGGGGGACAGUCGUAUCCAGCCCACCUCUAUCCUAAGGGGCAGCAGGGGGAGAGGGGGCCCGCUGAGGCCCUUUGGCCAGACACCCCUGGCUGGGUCCUGCCCAAACUCACCACGGCUAGACAGAGCACACCCUCACGGCAGCCCCUCUUCUCCAACGGGGACUCCCUCAUCAGGUCGCAGGGGCAGGCAGCUGCCGCAGCUCCCUGCAAAGAGUAGCAGCAUAGAGCAAGCCCUUACAGUGGAGGCGCGAGCCCGACCGCUGCAGAUGAAAGUACAUUCCUACCGGCCUUCAGCCUCCCUCGACCCUGAAACAAAGCUCAAGACCAAACGGGAGAUGUACGCAGAACAGAGGCGUAGCAGCGACAACAUGUCGGGCAGAUCAUCAGAAAGUGAUAUAAGCGAUGUGUCCGCCCUCUCCCGUGCCAGCAGUGCCUCCCGGCUCAGUAGCACCAGCUACAUGUCUAUCCAAUCAGAACGACCUGGGGGACGACUCAGAUCCAAGUCAUUAGAGGAGGAGAAGAAGGACAGGAGGAUCUCGUGGGGGGUGAACGGGGAGGAGGAGAGGAGGAGGGCAGCAGGAAAGAGACGUUUCUCUGAGGAGUUGAAACGCAGGAGACACACUGUAGCAGGAGACACGAGGGAGUCCAGUCGGCAGAUGCGGUCGUCAGUGGGCCGCAGCAUGCCGAAGAGCUCCAGCGUGAGCGGAGAGAUCUACACCCAGGAGCGCACCGACGGCAGCCAGUCAGACACGGCGCUGGGCACGGUGGGUGGCGGCAGCAAGAAGAGACGCUCCAGCCUCAGCGCGCGGGUGGUGGCCAUCGUUGGCAACCGACGCAGCCGCAGCACUUCACAGAUCAGCGGCCCCGAAGGGAAGAGUAAGAAGGAGAAGGGUGCACCCAUCCAGAGGAGCACAGAGACGGGAAUGGCAGUGGAGCUGACCAGGAACAUGAGCCGCCAGCCCAGCAGAGAGUCCAACAACGGCAGCAUGAACAGCUACAACUCUGAGGGAAAUUUGAUCUUCUCUGGAGUGAAUCUGGGUGCCAGCAGCCAGUUCAGUGACUUCCUGGAUGGUUUGGGACCAGCUCAGUUAGUGGGCAGGCAAACACUGGCUACUCCUGCAAUAGGUGACAUCCAGAUUGGUAUGAUGGAGAAAAAGGGUCAGCUGGAGGUGGAAGUCAUCAGAGCUCGAGGACUCGUCCAAAAGCCAGGAUCCAAAUCUCUCCCUGCUCCAUAUGUCAAGGUCUAUCUGCUGAAUAAUGGAGCGUACGUAGCCAAAAAGAAAACCAAGAUUGCACGGAAAACACUUGACCCACUGUACCAGCAAGCACUGCUAUUUGAGGAAAGCCCACAGGGUAAAGUCUUACAGGUGAUUGUAUGGGGAGACUACGGCCGCAUGGACCAUAAAAGCUUCAUGGGAGUUGCACAAAUCCUAUUGGAGGAACUGGACUUAUCAAGCACAGCCAUUGGUUGGUACAAGUUGUUCCCACCAUCCUCUUUGGUGGAUCCAACGCUUGCCUCUCUAACGCGGCGAGCUUCCCAGUCGUCACUUGAUAGCUCCUCCGGACCUCCGGGGGUCCGAUCCUAGUGGACCAACAGCUCUACACCGCUCGGCAAGCAAGAAACUCAUGAAGCGUACAGUAGAGAGAGUGAAAAAAUAUAUAUA